Cryptomeria japonica (Japanese cedar) is the source of this 2129-nucleotide messenger RNA. RefSeq lists its product as uncharacterized. The record is from RefSeq and is a predicted model, not a curated record. Bases 37 to 1968 code for a protein of 643 amino acids. Gene Ontology annotation, molecular function: beta-glucosidase activity. Lineage: Eukaryota; Viridiplantae; Streptophyta; Pinopsida; Cupressales; Cupressaceae. The transcript has 9 exons. Gene Ontology annotation, biological process: glucan catabolic process.
GGGUAUCAAUGAGAACAAGCCUGUUGGAUAAUCUGGAUGCCGCAUUUUUCUUGUAAGGAACCCAUGCUCAACAAAAUGAAGUUCAGAUGGCAGCAUUUCUUGCUAUCAUGUCUUGCAUUUGCGUAUGCAUGUAAGUGGGCAGAUGCAAAAUAUGUUCGUUACAAAGAUCCAUCACAGCCCAUCGAAGCUCGAGUUGAGGAUUUGCUGGUUCGAAUGACACUGGAGGAGAAGAUUGGACAGAUGACCCAAAUUGAAAGAUCGGUGGCUUCUGCAGAUGUUAUGAAAUAUUACAAAAUUGGGAGCGUACUUAGUGGCGGGGGAAGCGAGCCUGAACCUCAAGCAACUCCAGAGCAGUGGUUUGAAAUGGUAAACGAGUUUCAGAAAGGUGCCAUGUCGACUCGCCUUCAGAUCCCAUCAAUAUACGGCAUAGAUGCUGUGCAUGGCCAUAACAAUGUUUAUGGGGCUACAAUUUUCCCUCACAAUGUUGGCCUUGGAGCAACCAGAGAUCCUGAGCUGGUGAGAAGAAUUGGUGCUGCCACAGCUUUGGAAGUUCGAGCUACAGGAAUUUCUUAUGCAUUCUCUCCAUGUGUUGCUGUUUGCCGAGAUCCUCGAUGGGGGCGAUGCUAUGAGAGCUACAGCGAGGAUCCAGAGCUGGUGAAAUCUAUGACCGAUAUCAUCUUUGGUUUGCAGGGGCAGCCCCCUGAAAACCACCGAAAGGGAUUUCCCUUUGUAGCAGGACAGGAAAAUGUUGUAGCUUGUGCUAAACACUUUGUGGGUGAUGGAGGUACAAAUCAUGGUAUUGAUGAGAACAAUACUAUCAUCAACUACAAAGGAUUACUUGGUAUCCACAUGACUCCCUAUUUUGAUGCCAUCUACAAAGGGGUCUCCACUGUAAUGAUUUCAUACUCCAGCUGGAAUGGAAAGAAGAUGCACGCCAACCGUUUUCUUAUUUCUCAGGUUCUCAAAAAGCAACUACACUUCAAGGGCAUGGUUAUUUCAGAUUGGCAAGGUAUUGACCGAAUAACUAGCCCACCUGGUGCUAAUUAUUCUUUGUCAGUCCUUGAAGGCGUAGGUGCAGGAAUUGACAUGGUGAUGGUUCCAUACAACUUCACAGAAUUCAUUAAUUAUCUGACUUCACAUGUCAAAGGUGGUUUCAUCUCUAUGAGCAGAAUAAAUGAUGCUGUGCGAAGAAUUUUGAGAGUGAAAUUUGCCAGCGGGCUCUUUGAGAAUCCUAUGGGAGACUAUAGCCUAAUCAAACACCUCGGAAGCAAGGAACACAGGGAUUUGGCAAGAGAAGCUGUUAGGAAGUCUCUGGUGUUGUUGCAAAAUGGAAAGCCAGGCAGUCAAGACCCAUUGCUCCCUUUGGAUAAGAAUGCUCCCAAGAUUCUUGUUGCAGGCUCACAUGCUGACAAUCUGGGUUAUCAGUGUGGUGGAUGGACAGAAACAUGGCAAGGUUUAAGUGGCAAUUCAACCAUAGGAACUACAAUUCUGACAGCAAUUAAAUCGGCUGUCAAUCCCUCUACCGAGGUUGUUUUUGAACAAAAUCCGGAUGCAAACCAUGUUAAAGGACAGGGAUUCUCAUAUGCUAUUGUGGUUGUGGGCGAGCCACCUUAUGCUGAAAUGUAUGGGGAUAACACAAAUUUGACAAUUCCCUUAAAUGGGACUGACACUAUCAACAAUGUGUGUGCUUCAGUGAAAUGCUUAGUAAUAUUGAUAUCUGGAAGGCCUCUUGUCAUUGAACAAUACAUUUCAAUGAUGGAUGCCUUUGUUGCAGCAUGGCUUCCUGGUACUGAGGGUCAAGGUGUGACAGACGUGAUUUUUGGAGACUAUGGGUUUCGAGGAUAUCUUCCAAGGACAUGGUUCAAGAGUGUUGAUCAGCUGCCCCUCAAUAUAGGGGACAAGGACUAUGAUCCCCUAUUUCCAUUUGGUUUCGGAUUGACCACCGACGUAACAAAUGCAACCAAGUAAUUUAUAUUAGGCAUCCUCUGCCAAAUUGCUUCAUUCAACUGUUCAGUUCAAGUGAUUUGGAAAACAUAAGACAGGAAUUUGUACUUGGGGUUCUUUUGUCUGCAAGUGUUUCCCCUUAUAUAAAAUAAUUUUUUUUUAAUAAAAAUAAAAAUUUAUGUGUU